AUGUCGCGCGCGUGGACGACGCGCCCGCAGCGCGCGCCGCCGCCGCGCGCGGCGAUGCCCCCUCUGGGCGGCGGCGGCGGCGGCGCGACGCCGACGCCGACGCCGACGCCGACGUCGUCCUCCCUCGACGUCUUCCGACUCCUCGUCCCCGAGCUCGCGACGCGCGCGCUGACGCCGUCGGUCGUGCGCGGCGUCGCGAGCGACGCGCGCGCGAUCGUGCGCGUGGACCGCGUGCACGGCGUCCACGAGCGCAUCGUGCUCGUCGCAGACGACGACGCCGCCGCGAGACGCGAGACGCGCGAGCGCGGACGCGGACGCGGCGUCGAGCGCGAGGAACCGACGCCCGCGCAGCGCGCGCUGCUCGCGUUGCACCAGCUCGCGUCCGCGCGCGCGCUCGCGCUCGCCCCGCGCGCGCCGCCGCCGCCGCUGCGGCUGCUGCUGACGCGCCGCGAGGGCGCGUGGCUGCGCGAGAGAGGCGUCGUCGCGUGGGCGCGGGACGUCGCGGGCGCAGCCGUGCGCGCGUACGCCGCGGCGGCGGCGGCGGCGGCGGCGGAGGACGAGGUUCUGGAGAUUGGCGCGUGGCCGCCGCUCGCGCUCGGCGCGGCGUUACGCGCGGUCACGACCGGGCUGUUGACGAUGCGCGAAGAAGAGCGCGACGUCGACGCCGCGGCGGUUCGUGUUCCGCGACGGUUCGAGUUCGGGUUCGAGUUCGCGCCGCCGCGGGGGGUUCCGCCAGGGUUCCGUCCGGUUCCGCCGACCCCGCCGCGGGGUCCCGCCGAGCGCGCCGUCACGGACCACCUGCGCGUCGCGGUCGAGCUCGUCGCGACCGGGGUCAUCGGGAAGAAGGGCGAGCACUUGACGCGCGUGAGGAACACGUCGCGAGCGAAGGUGUGGUCGUUCGGCGUGCGCGUUCGGGGUUGGUUUUCUCCCGCCGCCGCGCCGUUUCUUUUCGAUUUCGCCGCGCGCUGA
Messenger RNA from Micromonas pusilla CCMP1545, 969 nucleotides. RefSeq lists its product as uncharacterized. The record is from RefSeq and is a predicted model, not a curated record. Bases 1 to 969 code for a protein of 322 amino acids. Lineage: Eukaryota; Viridiplantae; Chlorophyta; Mamiellophyceae; Mamiellales; Mamiellaceae. The transcript has a single exon.